AUGUCAAUAGUUCAUGUACCUAAUACGAGGGAUUACUGGGGAGAAGUUACUGGUACUCAUCUGAUCAAGACAACAAUGACAGUGAAUCAGUAUGAGCAUAUACGUAAGUUUCUUCACUUCAAUGACAACAGUGCAAUGAUACCCAGGGGUGAAAAAGGUCAUGAUAGACUCUUCAAGAUAAGACCCAUAAUAGAAUUGAUGAGAUCUCGGUUUCAAACAAUACCUGUUGAGGAUGGCAUAUCUGGUUAUGCCUACGAUUUUGAGAUUUUCACUGGAGAUGAAAAUAAACCAGAAAAAAGAGUGACUGGGGAGGAAGACUUGGGAGCAAGCGCAAAUGUUGUAGUUCGACUCAGUAGGAUACUACCAAGAAAUAUGAACCACAAACUGUACUGUGACAAUUAUUACACAAGUCUGCCACUGCUUGUAUGGUUACAUAAACAAGGAAUUUACUCACUUGGGACAGUCAGAAGAAACAGAGUGCCAGACUGCAAGCUCCCUUCAGAAGCUGAGCUGAAGAAAAUGGCACGAGGUGCAUCAGUAGAGCGUGUCGCAACAGUGGAUGGUGUCGACAUAUCAAAUGUAGUGUGGAAAGAUAACAAGAGUGUGAUGUUGCUUUCUACACUUGCUGGACAGCAGCCUAUUCAUGAAGCAGGGAGGUAUGACAAAAAAACAAAGUCAAGAACAACAAUACCUUGUCCACAAAUAAUUAAACUCUACAAUAAACAUAUGGGAGGUGUUGACCUUCUUGACAGCAUAAUGGGUCGACAUAAAAUUCUUGUGAAAAGUCGAAAAUGGUAUAUAAGAUUGUUUUACCAUCUCCUGGACAUGGGAGUAGUCAAUUCCUGGCUGUUGUAUAGGAGAGUAGCAGAAACCAAAGGGAUUAAGAGAACUAUGAAACUCUCCGAAUUUCGAAUGGAAAUUGCUCCCUGUUUGUGUCGCUCAGGUCAUACUUCAGCAAAACGUGGAAGGCCAAGUAAUGAACUCGAAAACCAAAUACAAGCUAAGAAGACAAAGGGGCCCACAGCACAUGUACCUCCACAAGAUGUAAGGCUGGAUGAAGUAGGUCACCUGCCUUCGUACUUGCAACUUGAAAUAAAAAAUCAUGCAUUUAAGGGUUAA
Molecule: messenger RNA, 1119 nt
Organism: Schistocerca americana (American grasshopper)
Lineage: Eukaryota; Metazoa; Arthropoda; Insecta; Orthoptera; Acrididae
Product: piggyBac transposable element-derived protein 2-like
Exons: 3
Coding region: 1-1119 (372 amino acids)
Source: RefSeq, a predicted model, not a curated record